GAACGUUGACCCACAUGAUCGAAGCCUUGCUAUGACUUCCACUGCGUUGCCUCUCAAAGUGCCAUCCACUGCUCCCUCAAAGGCAACAGAGAAUGACGCAGAGAAAACACACCUUGCCACCACCAAACCGAAAGGCAACAUCGGUGUGAAUCAUAUAUCGAGCCCUCAUGAACUCACGGCGUUUGUAGAAACAUUAUUGGAACAGUUAGACUCGAAAUUUGAUGAAAUGUCUUCUCAGAUAUUAGAACGAAUGUCGCAAAUGUCGACGAGAGUCGACGCCCUCGAAUCUUCUAUUCAAGACAUCAUCAACGGCGACGUACCUGCGUCACCUACUCCAGGGACCCCUGGUAUCAAGAGAAGCGAUAGCGCUACACCAGCGUCGUGAAUCAGCCUUUUCUACCCUAUUUUAAUCAUAUCUAUGUCCCAUUGUUCCAUCCUGAGCAUUACUGUGAUCCGCUUAUACGAACUUCAAAUGUUCAUCCCUACUGUCGCAGAUUCGUUCACUGUGUUUAGGGCGUUCGUUGGAGGUCGUUUUCUCUAUUGCUCCUCUAGCGAACCCCGUAGCCAUUGAUGACUGACACUGUCGUCUUAUUCUUGGAGCCAAUAUACACGAGUUCACGAGUCAUUGAGUCUGCUUACAGGAAGACUAGAGCCAAAGUG
Marasmius oreades (fairy-ring Marasmius) is the source of this 660-nucleotide messenger RNA. RefSeq lists its product as uncharacterized. The record is from RefSeq and is a predicted model, not a curated record. Lineage: Eukaryota; Fungi; Basidiomycota; Agaricomycetes; Agaricales; Marasmiaceae. The transcript has 3 exons. Gene Ontology annotation, cellular component: cytosol; nucleus. Gene Ontology annotation, biological process: cellular heat acclimation. Gene Ontology annotation, molecular function: transcription corepressor activity. The coding region runs from base 32 to 385 and encodes 117 amino acids.